Messenger RNA from Puma concolor (puma), 1070 nucleotides. The record is from RefSeq and is a predicted model, not a curated record. NCBI's taxonomy places the organism in Eukaryota, Metazoa, Chordata, Mammalia, Carnivora, Felidae.
AUGGCUGGUGGGAGGAAAGGGGUGCUGCUGCUGUUGCCACUCUGUACUCUCUCAGAUGUAAACAGGUUACCCAGCUGGGAGAGACGACACCUGCUGGCUGGCGUGGCGUCUAGCACUGAUGCGUCUACCUUCUCCGAAGGUGGGUUCAGGGAAUCUCUGGCCCCAGGCUUCCCCACCACCCCUCACUUGGGAACGCUGACACCCCAUGUCAGCCAGCAGUGCUGAAGAAGGUGGUGGUGGUCUAAGGUCUGGUGCAAAAGCUAUAGGCCUGUCUCUGUGGCAGUGAUCCACCAUCCCAUCCACCAUGACUGUGGGGCAGACGAUCUGAAUGAAGAGGAGGAGGAGGAGGAGGGGGAGGAAGAGGAGGAGGAAGAGGGAAGCAAGCCUCCCAUCCCGACCCAGGUGGGGCCCGCCACCACACCCGCUGACACAGGCAUGGGUGCAGUCACAGGUACCCCGGACUCAGCAGCUCCCAUCACUAUCUGGCGCUCUGAGAGCCCCACAGGGAAGUCCCAGGGCAAUAAAGUGAUCAAGAAGGUAAAGAAGAAAAAAGAAAAAGAGAAAGACAAGGAGGAGGAGACAGAUGAGAAGGCAAAGCUGAAGAAAAAAGCCAAGAAGAGCAAACUGAUUAAGAAGAAAAGCCCAGUUAAAUCGGAAUCUCCACCUCCAGACUUGACCCGAUCAAUAAGCCCAAGAGAGUUGGCCAGGAUGUCAGAGUCCAGCCCAGACAGCCGGGAAGACCUGGAGAGUGAGGACAGUUACAAUGACCCCAGGCGGGAGGAACCCUCCAGCGAGGAUAUUGUGGAGUCUUCAUUGCCCAGGAAGAGAGAGAACACGGCCCAGGCUAAGAAACCCAGGGCGAAGGCCUCACCAGUCAAGAAGGUCAAGAGGAAAUCUCCCCCAGCAUCAAACCCCAAUCUCAGUUGAGGCCAGGGCAUCCAGGGUGAAGAAUAAAUGAGAUCAAGCCUGUAGCUGACCCCCUGCUGCUAUUCUCUCUCCCUCCAACCUGUCACUUCUGUGGGGAGGGUGCGGGUUCUGGACACAGCUGGAGCUGAGGGGUCAGGGGGCUG